Messenger RNA from Colletotrichum acutatum, 2085 nucleotides. RefSeq lists its product as uncharacterized. The record is from RefSeq and is a predicted model, not a curated record. Lineage: Eukaryota; Fungi; Ascomycota; Sordariomycetes; Glomerellales; Glomerellaceae. The transcript is spliced from 2 exons. Gene Ontology annotation, biological process: regulation of transcription by RNA polymerase II. Gene Ontology annotation, cellular component: chromatin. The coding region runs from base 1 to 2085 and encodes 694 amino acids. Gene Ontology annotation, molecular function: RNA polymerase II cis-regulatory region sequence-specific DNA binding; DNA-binding transcription factor activity, RNA polymerase II-specific.
AUGGCCGCUGCAUUUAGACCAGUAAAUUCGCCUUUGCCUGGUGCCGAUGUAAAAAUGGACGACAAGAUGAUGACGACGUCACCAACCACCCCGAAGCCAAGCACUGCACCGCUCCCGCGGACACCACAGGCCAUGGCCGAGGACGUGAAGACGCCCACGAAAGCAACUUUCAGCAGCAGUAGCAGCGGCACCGCCGGUCUGGCAUCCCAGAAGCCUUUGCCAAGUUCGCCAUUUCCUCAGGCUGUCCAGGUUCCCGAGAGUGCCGAGAAGGUCAAGACCCCGACAAGAGCAAACUCACAACACUCAAGGAGAUCAAGGGACUCGGAGGAUGUGGACAUGGACGAGUCCGAUGGCGAAGGUGAAGAGGGAUCUGAUGACGACAGCGUUAAUGCCGAUGGCACCAGAUCCAACAAGAAGAAGAAGUCGCAGCGAUUUUAUUGCACGGAUUACCCGCCCUGCAACUUGAGUUUUACUCGAAGCGAACAUUUGGCCAGGCACAUUCGGAAACACACCGGCGAGAGACCAUUCCAGUGUCACUGUUCGCGCCGUUUCUCCCGUCUCGAUAACCUGCGACAACACGCACAGACGGUGCACGUCAACGAGGACAUCCCCAUAGAUUCCUUGGCAGCGACUGGUGCUAGAUUCCAGAGGCAGAUGCGCACUGAGCGUGUGCGUCAGCAGGGCGGCAGGGCUCGCGCUUCAACAGCUGGCAGCGCGCCUGGUCCCGUCAGGGGUCACUCCAAGUCACUGUCGACAUCUAGCAUCGCCAGCGUGGGCUCCAUCGGCUCAGCCUUUGGACCUCGAGACGACAUUCGACGACGCCCGCCGCCUCUCGUCAUGGCAAGCGACCCCCGCUCCCGCCUGUCACUCGAAUCGUACCGAAGUGCCGGAGACGGUCCGUACGGCUAUCGCCCUGUCUCGCCAACUGACUACAGCACGCCGACGUCAGCGACCUUCUCUACUGGUCAAAGCAGCCCACGAUGGGGUUCGGCAAUCGCUUCUCCCACCACCACGCACUCCCGGUCUCACAGCAUGUACUCUUCUGGCUCACGAACUCCGGGCCGGCGACUCAGCGUGCCGUCCGGCGUCAACCCUUUCCAGUCACCGCACGGCGCACCGGUCAACAGAAUUGUCUAUGGCAAUGGCCCCGUCAACACUUCCAACAUGGGAGCCUUCUCCCCCGCCCCCAGCAGCCAUCUGGCAUCCCCGACAACGCCGACAUCCGCAUGGUCUGGAAGGAGGGACUCGACCUCGUCUAACGCAGACGAGGCUUGGCGUAGGCGAACUUGGCAUCCUGAUACAAGGACCUUCAACACCAACACCAGCCACCUCAGCAACGUACUCACUCCCGGUCAAAUUCAGCCGAAUCCCGCGCCGCCCAUCGUCAAUGCUCCCAAUCCUCAGCAGACGCUUCGGUUGCCUGGCAUUGAAUCCUUUGAUCCCCUGCCAUCAAGACAGGUGUCGCCUCCCAAACGGAUCCCGUCGCCGAUGAUGGUCGAUGCCGAGGGUACUCACCGCCGCCCCAUGCACCCCGGCACCGAAGCUGUCGCUGAUGAACGGCGGAACGUGGCUCAAUGGGACAUGAGCUUGCACCGCGGCCUGACAAGAUUGGACAUUGCUUCUAACACGACACCUCCGCGCGAUAGCGCUGGUGCGUGGGCAAACGAAGUGAACCAGGCAGUGCAGGCACAAGCAGAGCAGGUACGCUUGAACCCGCCGACCGUGAGGUUCGAGGUCGACCCGCCUUCGUAUGCCAACUCGGGCGCAUUCACCCGCAACCACCAGCACACGAUGUCGGCGCCGUCUUUUGCACACAGAGACACCAAACGCCACGGAUGGUAUCAUGGUCCCAUGGGAAGCAACGUCCAUGGACCUCGCCCGGAAGCGCCUAGCCAAGAUCCUCGUGGACCCCACGUUAACCGUAUGGUCCAUCCCAACAUGGGUCACUUUGCUGGAUUUCCCGGACGACAGCCUGAGCCGCAGCAAGCCCAGCAGCAACAGCCUGGCAACCCUGACCCUCUGAGACGGUUGGAGGCAUUGGUGGCCGUUGCCACGAGCGAGGGAACCACUGCCACCGCGUACUAA